Selaginella moellendorffii is the source of this 3649-nucleotide messenger RNA. RefSeq names its product histone-lysine N-methyltransferase ASHH2. Bases 253 to 3456 code for a protein of 1067 amino acids. Lineage: Eukaryota; Viridiplantae; Streptophyta; Lycopodiopsida; Selaginellales; Selaginellaceae. Gene Ontology annotation, molecular function: protein binding; histone H3K36 methyltransferase activity; zinc ion binding. Gene Ontology annotation, cellular component: nucleus; chromatin. The record is from RefSeq and is a predicted model, not a curated record. Gene Ontology annotation, biological process: regulation of DNA-templated transcription. The transcript is spliced from 17 exons.
GAAUAUCCGCAGUGGGGGAUGGAGUCUCGUCUUCCCCUACGACGAUGGCGGGCGCUGGCGAGCGGCUCCUCUAGCGCCUUGUGAGGUUCGUUUGUAGCAUCCAUCCUAGACGCCCGUGGCGAGGAUGAAGGGUUUUGCGCGCGAGCUAGGGGUUUCGCGACGCGCCUAGGGUUUGAUCGUCGCGGGGGAAGGAUUCUCGCCACGGAUUCCUGCCUCAAUGCCGGUGGAAUAGGGUUCCAGGAAUCGAGCGGCAUGGCCACGGAGCUUGAUUCGCAGGGCGCCACUUCGAAUUCCUGCAAUGGGGUUUGCGACGAGCUCACGCUGUCUCCCAGUUUUCUGGAGCACAGCUACACGCCAAUGCGCAUCACAAGGAGCAAGGCGUCUCUCCGGAUGGCGUUCGCUGUCAUCUCUGGAGGGGAGACUACUACCAAUGCUCCUACUGCAGCUCCAGUGAAGAAUGGGGCUAGCGUUUCCGGGAAGAAUGGCUCGAAUGGUUCCGUGAAGAAUGGUUCCUCCAAUGGUUCUUCUACCAGCGUUGUUAUCAGGAGAACCGGCAAAAGGAGUGUAAGCAGAGGCUUGCGCUCGGGAUGGAGUAGCAAGCCGGGGAAAGUGGUCGAUGCUCCAAAAGCCAGCCAGAAGAAGUCUGGAUCUACAGGAAGUAGAAGCCGCGGGUUAAGUCAGCUAAAGAUCUCAGCGGGAGAUGGUAGUGUCAAGCUAAAGCUCACAGCCGCGAAUGAUGCGGACAGUGGUCAUGGUGGCGAGGAUGUCUCAAGUGGAGUCACCGAAGGAGAGACGACGAGAACGAGUAACAAGGCCGAUGCUCCUGUUUUGACGAAAGUGAAGCCCUCUGCUGUUGGCUGGGUUAUGUGCGACGAUUGCCGGAAAUGGCGAUGCAUUUCUGCCGAGCUUGCUGAUUCUAUCGAAUCAUCUGAUAUUCGCUGGACUUGCCGAGAAAAUCCGAACAGGAAGUUUUCCGACUGUUCUGUACCUCAAGAGAAAAGCAAUGCUGAGAUCAACGCGGAACUAAACAUCUCGGAAAUAUCUUCUUCCGAGUGCGACGAUAAUGAACCCGCUGUUAACUCUAAAUGUGGAGUUUCAUGGACACAGAUUCGUCAUAACAUCUUUCAGCACCGCCAUCAAAAGACUCUUGACGACGAUGACACGUUAAUAUGCCUUUGCAAGCCACCAAAAGAUGGUAGUCCUGGGUGUGGAGAAGACUGUUUAAACCGAAUGGUGAACGUGGAGUGCUCACCGGAUACAUGCCCUUGCGGAGAGCGUUGUUCAAACCAGCAGUUUGGCAAAAGGGAGUAUUCCAAUGUCGCUCUUGUCAGGUGUGGCAAGAAAGGCUUUGGAUUGAAGGCGCUGGAAAACAUUGCAAAGGGCUCUUUCGUGAUUGAAUACGUUGGAGAGGUACUAGACAGUCGAUCAUUUGAACUGCGUCAGAAGGAGUACGCUCGUCAGAGACAAAAGCAUUUCUAUUUCAUGACACUUAAUAGUAGUGAAGUGAUUGACGCAUGCAGGAAAGGUAAUCUUGGACGAUUUAUCAAUCACAGUUGUGAACCCAAUUGUCAGACUGAAAAGUGGUGUGUGAACGGAGAAAUAUGCAUUGGUCUGUUUGCUAUUAGGGACGUUGCGAAGAAUGAAGAGAUUACAUUCAAUUACAACUUUGAACGACUUUAUGGGGCAGCCGCUAAGAAAUGUCACUGUGGAUCUGCUCAUUGUCGUGGCUAUAUUGGUGGAGAUCCUUCAAAUCCUAGGGACGUUGUACAGACUGACUCUGAGGAAGAUCUAGAGCCGAUUAUGCUGAAAGAUGAUGAGAGUGAAGACGAGGACAUCGUUGAUACUGAGGUUGUACAAGAAACACCAAAGUCUUGUACACCGCCUGAAGCAUUGUUUGAGGAGCCGAAGCCCGAACUACUGGUUAAAGAGAUUCCGAUACCCAAGCCGAAGCCUCUGGCUAAAGUGAAGCGACCAAAACCUUCUGGCCGACCGAAGAAGGUGCCAUUCAAAGGCUUCUUUUCGUCGAACAAAUCUGAGGGGUACAGACCAUCGCGUUACAGCGAAGUUGAGGAUAAACUUGAUAAGCUGCUUAACGAUAAAGGGGGGCUCGUAAAGAAAAAGGAAACUCCGAAACAGUACUUGAAGCUUUUGGUCAUAUCAACCGCGUCCGGGGACGAAUCGAAAGAGGGGACAUCUUGCAGUAUGCGGGAUCUUUCACUGCUUUUGGAUGCGAUGCUCAAGACGACAUCCCGUAGCAUUCUAACGGAAGUUAUUCAAAAGAACGGACUUCAGCUGCUUCACAAUCUGGUGAAGCAGAGCCGGAAAAGCUACACAAAGAUUCCAAUUCUUCGGAAGUUGAUGAAGGUUCUCGAGGCACUUGCUGAGAAGACGGUUUUGAAAAGCAAGCACAUGACGUCAACACCACCAAGGAACGGCAUGGAAAGUUUUGUAAAAUCAAUAUUCGAGCUGACACGGCACGACGAUAUAGAGGUUCAACAAAUCUCCCGCCGGUUCCAAAAGAACUGGUUACCUAACAUGUUUGACUUACUCGCGAAUGAGAAGUGUUCCGAGAGCCCAAAAUUCUGGGGUCCAGAGAGGUUUUCACAGAAAAGAGAACUUUUCCGUUCGUCGAAGCCGGAAGAAAAGCCCAGGAGACCUCUGCUGUUCAGAAACGACAGCAACGAUGCCGAGGGGAAGAACUCAACCUCGGAACAAGACCGCAAGAGAAGAAGGCGGAUGAGCCGGUGGGACGAGCUCCCUUCCACUCAGGAUCCCGUGCCUGCUUUGACGUCUUCGACGCCCUCGACGUCAACUCCGUCAACCCAGCACUCUUCCAGUCCUCUCCAAGAGCAGGCUGUGGCUCCCGCUCUCAUCGACGAGACAGUCACCGAGUUUGAUCGGGCCGAGCCGCCUGGGUACUCUUCGACGUCCCCACACAGCAAUAGAUACGAGCAGCCGAGGAGCUUGUCGCAGCAGCACAGCCAGCAGCACUACGAUCACUGCAGCAGCAGCAGCCAUCACCAGCAGUAUCAGUCUAGAGGGGAUCACUGGAAUGCUGCCCCUCCUUUCCGUCCUCCACAUCGUCCGGAAGCUGGGAAUGGCUACAUGGGAAGACACCAGCACCACUCACAGCAGGGACAGGGAUACCAUUAUCACAGUGAGAUGCCACCGAGGGGCUCGCAACACUCUUCUCCCUCGGGUCCAUAUCUUCCUGGAAUGCCGCCGCAGCACCAGCACCAGCACCAGCACCAAGCUCCAAAGUACCAAAACCAUCACCAUCAUCCACAACCAGUCCGGCCACCGCUCAACGGGUGCUACAACAAUGGCGCUCAUCACUUUGGACCGCCGCCUCACUAUCGAGGCACGGGUGGCUACUAUCCGGCACAGCAGCAGCAGGAAAACUCUUACCACCAUCACCAGCAAGCGGAUGAAGAGCCACCCGUGCCAGGUCUGUGAGUGGAAGCUCUCGAUUUGUUAAAUUUUUUUUUUGCUGGAUUCUACUUACACUUGAUCACCAAGGCUGGCAGUUUGAUUACCGUUUGUUUAGUCUUCGGGAAGAAAGGCAAAAAUUUCUUCUGGAUCGGUCCAGGAAUAAGAAUUCGCAACUGUAACACAAACACAUUCAAGAAAGAAGCCGAAUUUCUGUUUA